CUAGUAAGGUUAUGCGUUUGUCAAAAAUAAGCUAAGUUAGCAACAGUAGUUUGGCCAUUACCCUGCAAAGCUUGGUAUAAAUCAUAAACGACUGCUGUGCUGUAUCUUUCUAUUAACUAUAUGGAAGUCGAUAGGGAUAAAUGUUAUUUGCUUAAUGGUUUUAAUAGCGUUAUAUAGCUUAACUGUUAACCAGUGGUUACAGCUAACUGGUUGUAAACGGUACCCACAGCUAGCUUGGCUAACGGCGCCGUUAGCAAGGAAUCAAACAUAAUUUAUUGUAAAUCUAAAGAACCGAAACAGCAACCGUGUGGUUUUACAAGUCCGUCAGUUCCCACGGGGUGUCUAUAGAAAGGCGGACACAAUGCAACACGUCAAGAUCAAGACUGAAAGGCCAGACUUAGACGGGGCUGGUGCGCGCAGCAAAUUAGAUGCUGUCUUAAAGGGACUGGUAGAGAAGAGCGAAAAUGAAAGCAGGGAACAAAAUGAAGGUGAUCCGGGAAAAUUGUCAGCCGACUCUUUGAACAAGGAUUUAUCACCGACAUCUGCUGGAAAAAGACCGUCGGCUCGAUUUCCACAGCACCGGAGAAAGAAGCGAAAAGAGAUGGAUGAGAGCAUUCCAGAAAGCAAUCAGCAUAAACAAAAUGCCUACGUUAUCAAGUUGUUUGACCGCAGUGUGGAUCUGGCUCAGUUCAACACCGCCACCCCACUGUAUCCUAUCUGCCGUGCAUGGAUGAGGAAUAACCCUUCCGUUCGAGAACCAGCUGCUUCCCCCAGCUCCCCACAGAGCAUGGUAGAGGAAGAGGUUACGGACACAAUCAACGGUAAAGGUCAGAAUGUGUACCGACUUCCUCCUCCGACUGCCUGUCCAGUCAACUCCUCUGGUGAACCCAUCAAUCUCAGGAUCCCACCUACUGAAAAACCAACUGUUACCAAGUUGACAGAUGUUGCUGUAUCAGGUUCUCUCAUAUGUGACCACAUGGAACGUUGGAAAAAGAUAAGGCAAAAAUGGAAGGAGUGCUCCAACAAGAAUCAAUUAAGAUACAGUGAGAGCAUAAAGGUCCUUAAGGAAAUGAAGGAGCUCUAUGAUCACUGACUGGCUACUCUGUAACUCUCCAGUACAGAGAGGACUUGGUUGGAAAGAAGCAAUGUCUUUGCAGUCAGUGCUUGAAUACACCUGUUUCUACACAGUCUGACUCAUAGAAAAUCGUUUACAUGAGCUUGAGCCUUAAAAGACCACAUAUCAUCUGUGGCUUCAUUUUGUUGUGUGACAGUUUCUUCUUCUUUUUUUCUAUUCAUAAAAAUCUAGUGUAUAUGUUGAAAUAACAGUUUCAUCAGUAGUAUUUUCCAGACACAAUGACUUGUAAAAUCUCAAGAUUAAUGAAAUGUGUAUUAAAGUGCUUUAAUUUAAAUCUCUUCCACUUUUAGUUUUACUUCUUUAAUCUUGGCGUGUGUUAACGAGCAGCCUACAGGUAAUGAGGUAUAUAUCAUGACAGUUCUUUCAUUUGUAUAGUUAUUGAUGACGUACCAAUACCUGCUUAUGUCUUAACAUUUGCAUGUCAUUUUGUAUAGAGUAAAAUACAGGACUGUGCAAAAUU
Oreochromis aureus is the source of this 1595-nucleotide messenger RNA. It is a transcript of the gene lin37, whose product is annotated as lin-37 DREAM MuvB core complex component. The coding region runs from base 362 to 1093 and encodes 243 amino acids. The transcript is spliced from 9 exons. Lineage: Eukaryota; Metazoa; Chordata; Actinopteri; Cichliformes; Cichlidae. Gene Ontology annotation, biological process: negative regulation of transcription by RNA polymerase II. Gene Ontology annotation, cellular component: Myb complex; transcription repressor complex. The record is from RefSeq and is a predicted model, not a curated record.